Molecule: messenger RNA, 951 nt
Organism: Lodderomyces jiufengensis
Lineage: Eukaryota; Fungi; Ascomycota; Pichiomycetes; Serinales; Debaryomycetaceae
Product: CWC27
Exons: 1
Coding region: 1-951 (316 amino acids)
Biological process (GO): protein peptidyl-prolyl isomerization
Molecular function (GO): peptidyl-prolyl cis-trans isomerase activity
Source: RefSeq, a predicted model, not a curated record
AUGUCAUUAGAACCCAAAACAACAGCUCAAAUAACAUUAAAAACAUCAAAGGGAGACAUACAAUUACAUAUUUUUGCAAAAGAAUUACCAUCAGUAUCAAAACAAUUCCUUCAAUUAUGUCAAUUAAAAAAAUUCAAUCAUCAAAAAAUCAAAAUAGAUAAUUCAAAAAAUUUCAUAACUUUACUACCUCAAAUAGAAACAAAACUAGAGAAUGAAUCAAAUUCAAGAAUUAAAUGUAAAAGAGGAUAUUUAAGUAUAUACAAUAAUUCAUACGUACUAAGUUUAUCUGAAUUAAAUAAUUUAAAGUCAGUUUUUGGGAAGAUUAGUAACGAAUCUUGGUAUAUUUUACAAAAUAUUUCAAAACAAUUAGAACAAAAAAAAGAAGUAGUUAUACUAGAAACGAUAGUUGAUGUACCGUAUUUUGAAUUAGAUCAAGUUGAAAACGAAGAAGAGGUUGAAAAACCGAAAUUGAAGAAAAGUAAAAUUACCAUAAAUUAUAAUGAUGAAGAAGAAGAAGAAGAAGAAAUUAAAUUGGUAAGUGCUUAUGAUAUGAAAAAAAGUGGGAAAAAUCAAGAAAAGAAUCAAAAUGUUAAUAAUGAUGAGUUAAAAUUAGAAAAGGAAGAAAAUGAUAAAAAUGAUAUAGAAGAUGAAAUCGAAAAAGUACAAGCAGAAGAAAAUCUCAGUCUAAACGUUGAAAAUAAAAAUGAUGAGAAUGAAGAAGCAGCGGAAAAAGAAGAAGAAGAAGAAGAAGAAGAAGAAGAAGAAGAAGAAGAAGUAGAAGAAGAAGAAGAAAAUUCAGAUUCAGAUUCAGAAAUAGAACCAGAUCAACAACCGAUUCCAAAUCCAACAAUAGAUUCCCCUUACAAUCCACAAUUAGAUCUCCAAAAAGCAGAAAAUAUAACACUACAACAAUUGAAAACCCAUAAGUUCAUACCUACAUCAACAUACUAA